AUGAGUACCCUCAAAAAAGGCAAAAAAUUAAACUUCCUCGAAAUAGUAGUAUUGGAAACGCCCCCUCAUAUACAACAACAACAACGACGAGACAAUAGACAGAGACGGAAUAAUCGAUUGCUAUUAAUAGCUUUUACAAUGUUGUUAAAAUUUGUGGUGGGUGGUCGUGGUCGUGAUGUUAAAACAACCAACGAGCAACAAAUAAAACUAAAAGUUACUUAUACAUUUUUCAAGAAUCAUCACUAUCCAUCCUCAUCCUCAUCAUUAUCAUCAUUAUUCUUUUUAAAUUUCUAG
Cavenderia fasciculata is the source of this 294-nucleotide messenger RNA. RefSeq lists its product as uncharacterized. The record is from RefSeq and is a predicted model, not a curated record. Lineage: Eukaryota; Evosea; Eumycetozoa; Acytosteliales; Cavenderiaceae. The transcript has 4 exons. The coding region runs from base 1 to 294 and encodes 97 amino acids.